AUGGGAUGUACAGCGACAUGGUUUUUUAACUCGAGAGGUUUUGAAGCGUUUUGUCCUCUUAAAAAACUAUGUAUUUGUGCCGCUUUGUUGGGCACAGUUCUACUACGAGUUAACGCGGAGAACUGUCCAUGGUCCUGCUCUUGUAUCAACAGCACGGCGACGGUGUCCUGCCUAGAUUCUCAAGAGACCGAGAUACCUGGGGACAUACCACCGUGGGUUAACGUUUUAAUUCUUAGGGGCAACAAUGUCUCCACGUUACCUGAAUUCGCGUUUACCUCCAAUGGGACCGAACUGGAGCUAGUCACUUUGCUUAUGUCUCAUAACAACAUUCAAACAAUUGAACCCUAUGCAUUUUGGGGACUUCCUCGCCUUCAGCUGUUGGAUUUAAGUCAUAACCGACUCGUUGCUAUAUCCGAAAUGGCUUUCUAUGGGUUGGAAGGGCUGCGGUAUCUGCACCUGAAUGACACCCUCACAGCUUUUGGCGCAAGACAGUUGUCCAGCGCGCUGUCCACUGAAAGUCUCCGCAACCUCCACACGCUGGAGUUGUCAGGGAACAGACUGAAAACUGUUCCCUUGGCAAGACUUGAUACACUUGAUUUACACGCUCUCGUGUUGACUAACAAUUUCAUUGAGGUAAUAGGUAAAGAGAACGUCACAAAUUUUAACGAGUUCGGGAACCUUAACGUAUUCCUGGCUCAGAAUCCGUUUAGAUGCACCUGUGACAUCGAGGCGUUUUACCACUGGCUAAAAAACUCGUCUCAGUGCCCAGACUCGCACCGCCUGCUGUGCGCUCAGCCGGACGGGAAAAGGGGGAUCCCGGUGGAGAAACUUCACCACGAGGACGUGGAUUGUCGAAGCGCGGAGUUAGAGGCAGUUUCCUAUGUCUUUCUAGGCAUAGUUCUUGCUCUGAUUGGAGUGGUGUUCUUGAUGGUGUUGUAUUUAAACAGAAAGGGUAUCAAACGAUGGCUAAACAACAUUCGCGAAGCUUGUCGAGAUCAAAUGGAAGUGUACCAUUAUCGCUACGAGCAGGAUUCGGACCCUAGGUUGGCCAACGUGGCGGUCUGAGGCUUGGCCAA
Alosa sapidissima (American shad) is the source of this 1076-nucleotide messenger RNA. It is a transcript of the gene tpbgl, whose product is annotated as Wnt-activated inhibitory factor 2. Gene Ontology annotation, biological process: negative regulation of canonical Wnt signaling pathway. Gene Ontology annotation, cellular component: plasma membrane. The transcript has a single exon. Gene Ontology annotation, molecular function: protein binding. The coding region runs from base 1 to 1065 and encodes 354 amino acids. NCBI's taxonomy places the organism in Eukaryota, Metazoa, Chordata, Actinopteri, Clupeiformes, Clupeidae. The record is from RefSeq and is a predicted model, not a curated record.